Bombus huntii is the source of this 1094-nucleotide messenger RNA. Its product is annotated as sericin-1-like. The coding region runs from base 705 to 1094 and encodes 129 amino acids. The record is from RefSeq and is a predicted model, not a curated record. The transcript is spliced from 3 exons. Lineage: Eukaryota; Metazoa; Arthropoda; Insecta; Hymenoptera; Apidae.
AGUCUGUAGUCUGUACAUAGCUUAAGGAAUACAAAUGCAAAUAUUUUUUAAGUAUACGACAAUUGGCUUUAUUCUGACGCGAAUUCGUCAAUCAACGAAAGAAAAUUAAAUACGAGUUUUGAGUUACAUGAGUUUCGUAAAUGUACGCAUUCCUAUAUAAGACAUAAGAUCGACAUUCGAUAAUAAAACAUAGUCGGACAAAAUAUCGCAACGAAAUAGCAAAGUUUAGUAUUUAUUUACGUCUUUUUGCUGCAGUACAUAUUGCGUAUUAAUUCUGUCAAUCCUGAGUUUGUUUCAUCUAUAGGACAGUAUUCUAUGUAAUGGACUAGUGCAUCUUGUCUUAUCGCAGGUUUUUCCGAUUGAAGAUCUUUUGGAAAAAGAAAGACGUACAAAAAAAGAGUUAAACUACGUAUGCUUAACACGGGCUGGAAGUAUUUUCAAAUCUCAUUUAUUAACAGACGUAUGAAGCAAUCGACUAUUGAUCGUUCUCAUAUAAAAUAUAUUCUCCACUACUAGUAAAGUUAGCAUAUUAAAUAUAUCGGCGAUUCAGAGAAUAUUUUGUUCCUUAUCCCUUUUUUUUCCCAACGAUUUCCUUCUCACGGAAGAACGCAAGAAAAUCCACGGUCGAGGAAAUUCCAUAGAAUGAAAGGUACAUCUGUGCGUGCAACAAGUAUCAAAUUAACACGAUAACAGAAUUAAUAGCCAUGUCUGCCUUUCAUUUCAUUUGGUCGCACUCAAAUGAAUACCGUACAAAGCGAAGAAGUAGUAGCAGUUGCAGUAGCAGUAGCGAUAGUGGUAGUAGUAGUGGUAGUAGUGGUAGUAGCAGUGGUAGUAGUGGUAGUAAUGGUAGUAGUAGUGGUAGUAGUAGUGGUAGUAGUUGUAGUACUAGUGGUAGUAGUGGUAGUAGUGGUAAUAGUACUAGUAGUAGUAGUACUAGUACUAGUAGUGGUGGUAGUGGUAGUAGUAGUGGUGGUAGUAGUACUAGUAGUAGUAGUACUAGCACUAGAACUAGUACUAGUAGUAGUGGUAGUAGCAGCAGCAGCAGCACAUCAAGUAACAAAAGCAAAGGUACACAGGAUGAACGAGCGAGUUAA